GUGCAAGUGUCUGGCUGGCCGGCUGCGUCGGGCUCCGCGAUUUCUCAAGAAAAACCAGGUAUUUCCCAUUCGGCAUGUCCAAAUUGUAGCUGGGGUUGUUUUUAAGCGCACAGGGAUCGUAUUCGACUAAAAAAACCGGGGCAAAAAGGGGUUCUCUUUGCGAUUUUCCGCGACUGCCUUGUUCCCGGGUAUCGGGCCCAAUAUGGCGUGGGCUCAUACCCGCUGAGCGCCGGCCGGCCAUGCCCAGAACGCGCAAGGGCACGAACGCGUCGCCGUCUCGCUCCCCACCGCGGCCCUCGGCCGCCGGGGAGUCGCCCCGCUCGCGGGGACCCGAUCUUUCGGAGGACGGCGACGCGGUGGUCGCUCGCUUUUCGGCUCUUGUUGAUCGGAUGCAGGCCGCUGAAGACGAUCAACCCCCGGCCGCAGAUGACGACAAGGACGAGGUGACGUCCCAGGCCUCGGCGAAAUCCGCUGUCACGGACGUGGAGGAAGCGGCCGUUACCGCGACCCUGCACCAGUGGCUGACGGAAAUAGAGCGCAUCGUAAACGAAGUCCUCGCAUUUGCGUACGUGCCGGCCAACCGGGUCCCCACGGAGGCGCGCAACUUUUUCCUGGACAAGAUCAUGGCGUCGCACGGCGUCUGCUCGCGCGUGACGUGCGAGGCGUCCAGGCAGGCUGCCCUGGCCUCCUCGCUGCGGAGGCAGCUCGCCGGGGCACGGCGGGAGCUUGCCGAGGCGCGGCGGGAGGCGGCCGGGUUGCGGGAGCGCCUGGCGGUCGCCGGGGCCCGGCUGGGCGGCCUCGCGGACUCGGUGGUGGGCCCGGGGCGUGCCGGCCACGGUCCUGCCGCGCCCGCGGGCGGCGUUUCUGCGCCCUCGGCCGCUGGCGGCUCGGCGGGUUCGCCUGCCGGCCGCAUGGACUACGCGGCUGCUCUGCGGACGGGCCUUGCGCCCUCUGCCGGCGCGGCCCGCGGCGGACCCGGUGCUGUUGCGGCGGCGGCCGCCGUGGCGGGGAGGCCCGGCGCCCUGCACAAACACGUCGCCUUCUUGACGCCUGUUUCGACAACCGCGACGCCGGCGCGGGACGUGCUUCGCCUCCUCAAGUCGAAAGUGGACCCGCGAGCCCAAAACAUCCGGGACGUCACACUGCAUCACACUCGAACCAUUUGCAAUGGAUAUCUCGCUGCCAUCUCCAUGGCAGUAGCGACGUUGCAAACACAGUUCCAGAGCCAUCUUGCGGCAAACACAGAAGACCCCCUCCUCUCAAUGUACGGCGCUGCCCCGACACGAGGCGCGCCGCGCGCGCAUUGGGACCGCUGCCAGGCGCGUCGCGGGACUCCCUCUCCCCUGACGACGCUUCGCCGUGCUCCCGGUUUUUCUCACAUGUGGCCAGUGAUUGCCAACCUUUGAUGCUGCAACAUGACAGUGUCCCAUGUCAUGUGGCACUAUCUGUGGUGCAGCUUCUGACAUCAAAAAUAAUCAGAUCAGUGACUGUGGAACCUAGUCGCCGCUCAUCUGAUUAUCUGAUCUGAUCAUUUGCAACUUUUUGAGAAAUAAGUACAGAUGAAAUAUGUAUACUUUUUCUCCGCAAUUUGCAAAUCGAUUCAGUGAAAUGACAUUUUUGGACCAUGGACAGCAUCCUCUAGCUCAUGGUAGACCAAAUGACUGACUCCACCAGAGGCUCUCCAGUGCUACCGUAUACUGAGUAAAUGGAGCAGCUCUGAAAGCAUGUGGUUUUGGAAAGAAGAUUGUUUUUAAAGCAAAUAUUGAUACAAUG
Molecule: messenger RNA, 1773 nt
Organism: Dermacentor albipictus
Lineage: Eukaryota; Metazoa; Arthropoda; Arachnida; Ixodida; Ixodidae
Source: RefSeq, a predicted model, not a curated record